UAAAAUGUCCACUUAGUUUUUUUGUAACUAUUGGUCGCCGCUGUCACUAAACUAUUCGCUUACUAUUUGUUGACCAGAGUGUCCCCGGGGUCCCUGAAACUGAGCUCCCGCCUCACUACCCCUACGGCCCGCGCAUGAGCUUCCAAGGGGGCGGGGAGACAUGAGAGUCCCGGAGCAGGCGAGCUAGCAAAGAAGAGGAGUUGACACCGAGAGCCGAGCCCUCACGGCGGCAAACACCUCCCCGACUGCGGGGCCGUACGCGCCCCUCGGAGGACACUUUACGCACUCAUGUUAGUCUUGUGGAAACCGCACACGUUCGAGCGCGGCGACGAGGAAGAGGAAGAAGAGGCGGUAGCGAUGUUUCGAUGCAACCGAGGAGGAGUUCGGACUUAGCUUCCUCAAGUGACUUUGAAGCGGAUACAAGCCCGGGAAGCUGCGGAUUUAAAGAAGCCGCCAACGAGCUACUUUUUGGCCGGCUACUUAUCCCCGCCUGUUCCAUCGCCGGAGGAAGGUGAGGCGAGACAUGCAGGUGAAGAAGCACCGCGAGGAGCCGCACCGGAGCGGCGGCGACAUGCUGGAAGAGGACGCCCCCCGUAAAAAGACCUCCUGCUUCUCCAAUAUCAAGAUAUUCCUCAUUUCGGAAUGUGCGCUCGUAUUGGCGCAGGGCACCGUGGGAGCGUACCUGGUGAGCGUGCUGACCACCCUGGAGCGUCGCUUCAACCUGCAAAGCGCUGACGUCGGAGUGAUCGCCAGCAGCUUCGAAAUCGGCAACCUGGCGCUCAUCCUGUUUGUCAGCUAUUUCGGGGCCAAAGCGCACCGCCCCCGUUUAAUCGGGUGCGGUGGCAUCGUCAUGGCGCUGGGCGCCUUCCUUUCUGCGCUCCCUGAGUUUCUUGCCAGCCAGUACCAGAUAGGAGACACGUGGCGGACUGACCUGGGGCGGGACGUGUGCUCUAACAGCAGCCAGGACACUCAGUUGGCGGAGGACGCCGUGUGUGCCAACAGGGCCAACACCAACAUGAUGUACCUGCUGCUGAUCAUGGCUCAGGUGCUGCUGGGCAUCGGAGCCACGCCGGUGCAGCCCCUGGGGGUGUCUUACAUCGACGAUCACGUCAAGAAGAAAGACUCUUCUCUCUACAUAGGAAUCCUCUUUUCCACUCUGGUGUUCGGGCCUGCCUGUGGCUUCAUCCUGGGCUCAGUCUGCACUAAGUUUUAUGUGGAUGCCGUCUUCAUUGAUACCAAUAAGCUGAGCAUCACUCCCGAGGACCCGCGAUGGAUCGGGGCCUGGUGGGCGGGCUUCCUCCUGUGUGGUGCCUUACUCUUUAGCUCCGCCCUGCUGAUGUUCGGCUUCCCUCAGUCCCUGCCCACCAAGGAGAGGGAGGAGGGGCCGGACAGUGAGCAGACCAUGCUUCCUCCUGCUGCUCCUUUGAGUCCAGACUAUGAGGCUCCAAAGACCAGCAACGGUGCCAUGAGCAACCACGAACUGGCCAACAGCCCCACCUGCUGUCAGCAACUCAGGGUGAUCCCCAAAGUAACCAAACACCUGCUGUCGAAUCCCGUCUUCACCUGCAUCAUCCUAGCGGCCUGCAUGGAGAUCGCCGUGGUGGCAGGUUUCGCCGCCUUCUUGGGCAAAUACCUCGAGCAGCAGUUCAACCUCACCACCACCUCAGCAAACCAGCUGUUAGGCAUGACUGCUAUUCCGUGCGCGUGUCUGGGAAUUUUCAUGGGUGGCCUGCUGGUGAAGAAGCUCAACUUGUCGGCACUUGGAGCAAUCCGCAUGGCCAUGCUGGUCAACCUGAUCUCCACCGCGUGCUACAUCUCCCUCCUGUUCCUGGGCUGCAACACGGGCUCCGUUGCUGGGGUCACGGUCAUGUACGGCAACAGUACUCUGCAGGUGGGCGUCAAACCAGAAGCUCCGUGCUUCAAUCACUGCAACUGCUUCACCUCCUCCAUCAGUCCCGUGUGCGGCUCCAACGGCGUCACCUACCUGUCGGGCUGCUUCGCCGGCUGCACCCACAACCUCGCUCAGAACCUGAGUGGAUGUUCGUGUAUAUCUGCUGACAGCGAGUUAGCCACAGCUGUUCCAGGAAAAUGUCCGACAGCCGGCUGCCAGGAGGCCUUUCUCAUCUUCCUGUGCGUCAUCUGCGUGUGCAGCUUGGUGGGAGCCAUGGCCCAGACACCUUCUGUUAUCGUCCUCAUCAGGACUGUGACCCCUGAACUGAAGUCAUACGCUCUUGGAGUGUUGUUUCUUUUGCUGCGACUUUUGGGGUUCAUCCCGCCUCCGCUCAUCUUCGGCGCCGGGAUCGACUCCACCUGCCUUUUCUGGAGUUCGGACUGCGGCGACAGAGGCGCCUGCUUGUUGUACGACAACCUGGCCUACAGGCGUCUGUACGUCAGCCUGGCCAUCAUCCUGAAAGCCGUGGCCUUCCUCCUGUACGCCACCACGUGGUACUGCCUGCGCCGCAACUACAACACCUACAUCAAAAGUCACGAGGCUCAAAUGUCGCCCAGCGAGUUCUACCCGUCGCUCUCCGACGGGCCCAAACUAUCGGACAGGACAAAAUUCAUCUACAACCUAGAAGAUAACGAGCGUUGUGAAAACAUGGAGUCUGUUUUGUAGGCCGUGAAGCCACAAGGACGGCGUGGACUUUUCAUGCUCUGCUGUCCUCAAUACAAGGGUCCAUUUUUAGCUGCGUGGUAGACUCGAGGAGCUUGUUUGUGUUGUUGCUAGGCAGACAAAGACAAGACACGUUAGCUUAGCUGAUCGACUGCAGUGGCGUUACAACUACUGGCUGCCAUAUUCUUUUAGCUCUGUCAUGGCCGCAGGAAUGUGUGGGAGAACAUGACCAUCGCACUUACCGAGGAGUACCAGGACCACGCGUAAAGGAAAAAGAUUAGGGAAAAAACUUUGGAAUAAUAUGAGAAUUUUUUUAAAUUUUACCCACAAAAUAAUUUUUAUGAGAAUAAAGUAACUAUUUUAGAGGUCGGCAAUAGGGGUCCACAGAGGAACUGCAGCGUGGUUAUGACAUUUGUAUUUGUUUUAUAUCCCACCUGCAAUUUACCCACAAAUGUAAUGUCUUUAAAUACACCUUAACAUUGUUGUUUAGAUGGCAGUGACAUGGCCAGCCUACUCACUGUUGUCCCUUGCAGGUUUGAAACAAAACAUGAAAAUUAUACUGCAUUAUUAUAACAGUCCUAGGAAUUAGGCUAGCUAGAUAUUAGCCUCGCUAUACUGUAUUCUCUGAAUAUCUAAUGGUGCGUUCCAUUUGUUCUGGGGAAUCGGAAUUUCAGAGUUCAUAGUCGGAAGUUUCAACUGGAAUGCCCCUCAAGGUCGGAUUUCCUACUCGGAAAGUGGGAGCAUUUUGAUUGUAAACAAUAAUAUAAGCUUCAAUAGUAUCCGUUAUUAGCACUUCUGGUUAGUUUUUGUCGCACUAAAUCAGCCAUAUACUAUGUAUUGUUGGCUGUUUAUACCUGUAUAUACCCUAUUUUUCGGACUCCAAGCCGCUACUUUUUUCCUAUGCUUUGAACCCUGCGGCUUAUAAAACAGUGCGGCUAAUUUAUGGAUUGGUCAUAUUGAAUGGUCAUAAUGUUUUUUAUUCAACAAAUAGUUUUCAUAAAACACCGACAGACACUGAAAAUGUGUGUUAUUGUUUGUACUAUGACGCCGUCUUUUCGACAAGUUUGCUCAAUGCCGGUGCUGCGGUUUGAAAAUGUACUUCCUGGAAGUAUAACCGUCUAUAGCAUUUCUUCUCGAAAGGAUACUUCAUUCGUCACUCCAAACAACGUUAGUAAGUUUUAUAAUACAACUAAAACAAUUUCUACUUACUAACACCUCCCAUGUGUGAUGUCUGUAGGAGUGUUUUCAUGCAUAUUUGUAUGCGCUGUCGUAACGUAAUCGAGCUAGUGUCAUUGGCAUUAGCGAAUAUGCUAACACGUUUACAAGUGUCUGUCAGCAUUUUUAACUUACAAUGGCAUUCUUUUUGUAUUGUUUCAGUUUCUAAAAUUCACCAAAACGUCACUGUAGAGUUAAUGAGUCUGUUUAGCUGAUAGGAGAGCUAGCUUCCGCAGCUAGUGGGUCCAUGACGAUGACUUCUAUUUUGUUUGAUCAGCCGUUUUACUGCUGUGUGACAGGCACCGUUUGCAAACAAUUAAGAUAUGUAAAUAAACAUUUACAAACAUCUGUAAUACUGGCAUAUAUCUAUGGCUUAAGGGCUGGUGCGGCUAAUAUAUGUACAAAUAUUUAUUUCUUCUCAAUUUUGGUGAGUGCAGCUUAAAUACCGGUGCACUCUAUAGCCCGUAAAAUAUGGUAGUAACAAUUCUGUUUGGUUUUCAUGUGGUAUUUACGUUCUGCAUCGCCAGCAAUAGCAUUUCCUCUUCAUCCACCGUGUUUGAAGCUUGCAGAAAGAGUGCAAAUUUCCCAUAAGUUGUUAAUAUUCAGACAAGGCAAGCGCAAGAAUAGCUUUAGUGGGUGUGGCCAUCUUGAUUUCCGAACCUCAUAGCUGGAACGCUCACAACUCGGCUCCGACUUCCAACUUUCGAGGUAAAUGGAUCGCAGGAAUAGUAUUGCAUACCUUAAGGACUUUUUUUUAAAAUCGCAAACAAUUUUAUACACGAUACAUAAAUAGGGGGUCCUCGCUCUAUCUCUCCAUCAGUUUGGGAAUAAUUGGCCUGGAAAACAUUGAAGACCCUCUGAUUUGGAAUAUUAGAAACAUUCUUAGAAAAAUGCAACUCGUAGCUUGUCACUUUAUUCCUGAAACAUUUCUGCAAAGAUACAAUAUAAAAUAUGAAUAAUGUAUAUUUUAUCCUCUCAACAUUUCUCUGGUAAUAUAGCAAUUGUAUUCUCUUUUUUUAUUCAUAACAUUUUUCUCGUCAUUUUAUUUCUUGCCGUACGUGUGGCCCUGGUCCUCCUUGGUACUGCUAUCCGUACUGUAUGCAUCAGCCAGGUUUUUACUGUAUUGACGUGGGGGUGGUUGUACGUUAGCACAUACGUUGCCAAGUGUUUACAGUCAUUUCACCAGUAAGCGGAAUUACCCUGACUUUAUUUACUUCUCUAGUGGCCAUUUAGAUUGGGAUGAAAGCAAACUGACGGUGUUGGGUGUCGCUUGUGUCGUCCGCGCUGCUUGGACAUGUGUUACAUCACACUCCUUUUGUCUUUGCGUCACAGCACAUCAGCCUAAUUUGUCUUAAGAAGGGAUUCUACAAAUAAGAUGUGUAUUUUCUUUGGACUCCUGCUGAGGAGAUUAGGAGUAAUAUAUUUGUAUUGGAGGCCCUGAACGCCCCAUUAUAUUGAUGUCAAUGCCUAUAUUCUAUAUUUACUAUAUGAUGUCACAUGAGAAGAUUUGCAGUGAACGUAGUAGAAACACAAAGUGUGUCUUCAGACUAGUUCUGUGGUAGCUGCAGACACUACACACGCGUUUCUUCCUGGCGCGUGUGUGGACAAUUUCCAUUUUAAGGCGACUUGUUACGAUGCUACUGAUCUCUGCAGUUCUAGUUUUGACCUUGUCCUCUUUUCUUACUCUUUUUGUAUGGAUGGCAAUUAUUUUACUCUGGAAAUAAAUACUUUUUCA
This is a messenger RNA of Entelurus aequoreus (snake pipefish), 5564 nucleotides long. It is a transcript of the gene slco3a1a, whose product is annotated as solute carrier organic anion transporter family member 3A1a. Gene Ontology annotation, cellular component: membrane. Gene Ontology annotation, biological process: transmembrane transport; sodium-independent organic anion transport; prostaglandin transport. The record is from RefSeq and is a predicted model, not a curated record. The transcript has 10 exons. The coding region runs from base 524 to 2617 and encodes 697 amino acids. NCBI's taxonomy places the organism in Eukaryota, Metazoa, Chordata, Actinopteri, Syngnathiformes, Syngnathidae. Gene Ontology annotation, molecular function: protein binding.